Molecule: messenger RNA, 768 nt
Organism: Microthlaspi erraticum
Lineage: Eukaryota; Viridiplantae; Streptophyta; Magnoliopsida; Brassicales; Brassicaceae
Source: the annotation of a GenBank genome assembly
AUGACCCGUGACAAGGAUAUUGCAUAUUUACUUCUCUACGUCGACGACAUUGGCCUCAUGGCUUCCUCUUCUUCUCUGCUUCAGUCUAUCAUCACUUCUCUCCACUCCGAGUUCGAGAUGACUGACCUUGGACCGUUACAUUACUUUCUCGGCAUAUCAGUUCAACAAAACCAUGAAGGCCUCUUUCUUCAUCAACAAAAUUAUGCAGCUGAUAUUCGUCAUCGCGCCAACAUGACGAACUGCAAUCCCUGUCACACUCCGGUUGACACAAAACCUAAACUUGCUGCCUCUGACAGUCCUCCAGUCGCAGACCCGAUGCUUUACCGAAGUCUUGCUAGUGCGCUUCAAUAUCUAACAUUCACUAGGCCUGACAUCUCCUACGCAGUCCAACAGGUGUGUCUCUUCAUGCAUGAUCCCCGAGAAGCUUAUUUCACCGCUCUCAAACGUAUCCUUCGAUACAUCAAAGGCACCAUUUCUCAUGGUCUCCAGAUCUAUCGCAACUCCACACCAAAUCUUGUGGCGUACACCGACGCUGAUUGGACUGGCUGUCCCGACACUCGUCGUUCCACAUCCGGUUUUUGUGUCUUCAACGGGAAUAAUCUCAUCUCUUGGUCGUCAAAACGACAACACACCGUCUCUCGCUCUAGUGCCGAAGCUGAAUAUAGAGGUGUCGCCAAUGCCGUCGCUGAACUCUCUUGGCUCCGUAACAUGUACGCAGAAAUGCAUAUUCCUCUCCAAAAUCUUCUGUGGUUUUCUGUGAUAACGUAA